ACAGCUCUGUACGUGCACGGCCUAUACAGUAACUAGGAGUAUGAGUUUUUGACUCAGAGUUUUGAUGUCGAGCUGUUGCUAUGAUCUUGAUAAGCAGUGGUGCAGAAGCUGAACUCACUCACAGAUAAAGUCAUUUAGCAGCCAGCAGUCUUGUCAGGACAUUAACAAGCAUGUAAAAACCGGAGCGCCGGAAUUCUGGAAGCAUUUCCCCUCAGGCAGGCAGAUGCUGUGGUCUUACUGGAACUGGUGUUGCAUCACCACUGAGAGUGCACACCCGCUGUCUUCACUCGGGUCCUCACGUAUCGGUUGUCUGAGUUCAACAGCCGCCCACGCGUUGGUUGCCGCCCACGCCAGGAUUUGCGUCACGCUGAAGCGUGGGAGUGCGAGAGCGAUGUAGAGACAGCGGAAUAUCCCAGCUCAGGCAGAAGAGGUGGAGGGGGCAGUAGACAGCACCGGUGUCGGUCACGGCUACCUUCACACACACUCACACACGCGCGCGCAAUUUACAGUGAGCAGAAGUCAAGGCAAAGAAGUGGAAGGGCGCGCGUCUGCAGAGGGAAACGAGUCGGCUACUCGGACGGCGACUGCAACCCUCCACUUGAGAAUCUUGACAGAUAUACCCAACCACCACACACAGAGGCACACACACACACACACACACACACACACACACACACUCUCUCUCUCUCUCUCUCUCUCUCUGUGGCUCUCUGUGCUGUGAGAUGUCUGCAGCCCUGCUGAGGACCCUGGGGGAGCUGCAGCUCUACCGCAUCCUGCAGCGGGCCAACCUGCUGGCCUACUACGACGCCUUCAUCCAGCAGGGCGGCGAUGACGUGCAGCAGCUGUGCGAGGCCGGCGAGGACGAGUUCCUGGAGAUCAUGGCGCUAGUGGGCAUGGCCAGCAAGCCCCUGCACGUGCGCCGGCUGCAGAAGGCCCUCCGCGACUGGGUGACCAAUCCGACGCUCUUCAACCAGCCGCUGGCCUCCCUGCCCGUGAGCAGCAUCCCCGUCUACAAGCUGCCCGAGGGGGGGGCACGCAGCCCACACAGCCCGAGAAGUCCACUCCUGGGCAAUGGGAAUGGAAGCAGUGGUGGCAGUGGUGGUCGGGAUGGCCACACGCUCCGCGUGCCCAAAGCGUUGCUGGGCAACGCCUGUCUGGACGGCAGCAGAGAGGGCACUCCGGUGCCGGGCUCGCCCCUGCAGACUAGCGCCGGCGGCGGCGGCGAGAGUGGACGCUACUGGCUCGGCGGCGGCCACGCCAACGACAGCGAGCCCAGCCUGUCGCCGUGCGAGGCCACGUCGCCCUGCUCGCCGCGGGACGCCCUCGAAGCGUUGGAUGCGGCCGCGGUGCAGUCGGUGACGGAGUGCGUGGAGAGGAUCGCCCAGGAGCUGCCCCGCAGUGACCUCACGGAGGUCAGGGAGCAGGUGAGGAGCAACAAGAAGCUGGCCAAGAUGAUCGGGCACAUCUUCGAAAUGAGCGACGACGACCCGCGCCGAGAGGAGGAGAUUCGCAAAUACAGCGCCAUCUACGGGCGCUUCGACUCCAAGAGACGAGACGGAAAACAUCUCACUCUGCAUGAGCUCACAGUGAACGAGGCCGCGGCACAGUUAUGUAUGAAGGACUGUUCCCUGCUGACCAGGAGGGACGAGCUGUUUGGUUUGGCACGGCAGGUGUCCCGGGAGGUCACCUACAAAUACACCUACAGGACCUGCAAAUCCCGGUGUGGUGAUGAACCCUCUCCAAAAAGAAUCAAAUCUGAGGAGGGGUACUUUGACCUGCAGGAGGCGCUCCAGGCCAUCUACAUGCGGCAGGAGACUCUGAGGGAGCAGCUGGCCUGUGCCAAGACCAAAGGAGAAGAGGUGCUCAUCAGGAACCUACAGAUGCAGCUGGAGCGUCUGCUGGGCAGACAGAUGGAGAUCCUCCGGGAUGCGGCGGCCCAAGACCGUCUCCAGGCGCUGGACUGGAAGAUUCCAGCCGUAGCUAUCAAGCACCUCGCGGCCCGGCAGCACGCCAACACUGUCUCACCCGACAACUGCCGUGAACAACCAGGUGAUAGACCCUUGAAUCUGCGUGUGUCCAAUCCAGGGGAAGGGGACAUUCCACUCGGCAGGCAGCUAGCCAAUGAGCUGAAGCGACAUCAUAAUCACAUCUCCGAGGAGACCAGGAAGCAGGGAGCAGAAAAUGGACAUCAGAAGUUCAGUCUUGUGGAGAAAACGGUCAUAAAGUCAGAGCCAGAGGACUCCAGAUAGUGUCUUUGUCCCUAACUGUCAUCCCAUCACAGUUUAUGUUGUAGGGUUAACCCAAGGUCACACACUGCCCUUUGUCCAUCGAUACCCAGCACAGGAAUAUUACAGCACUGCCUUAACAGCCAACAAUGCCUAAAAUAUAUAUUUAUUUUUCCUUUCUUUUAUUUGUAUUUUUUUAGUUUUCCCAAAGCGCCUACACCUCCAGUGAAACCUGAGAUAGACAGAGUACUGAUGUCGUUGAUGGCAGUUAUGUUUUGAAUGAGUCCAUUUGUACAUAUUGUUUUUCUUUUCAUUGGUUUUCUAAUAUAUGUUAUUUAAGAACGCUUCACCUUCAUAAAAAAGGAAACAUUUGUUCUUUGUAUGUACUGUAAAACAAAGCCUUCUUUGCUUUAUUUAAUUAUGUGAUGGACAAUAAGACCAAAAAGGCGAGAUAAAUUAUUUUGUUAUAAUGCAGUGGUUAAAACUGAAUGGUCUUCAGUGUGAGGAAGAGGAGGACACAGGGGCAGGUGAUUAAGAACUCAGUGACAUCCUAAACCCAGCUCUCUUUCUGACAGGGGGGUGUGGGUUGGGUCAUUUGUCUCGCAGCAUCAAACCUUAGGGGCCCCAAUUUCACUGACUGGCAACAGGCAACAAGGAAAGAGUUCCAAUCAAAGGCCACUGGACAUGAAGUGAAUUAGAUUCCAUAACAUAAUUUGGCCAAAAAAAAAACAUUUGACUAACUUAAUACCAUAAAUGUAAACAUGGGGGGGUCAAUACAAGGCUCCCACACGCCAUGGGAUACAACAACAGUUUAGCUCACGCACACGCACAGACUUUGCUCGUUGCAUGUUGCGUGUCACUGAAAUCAGGUCCCUGUAGGUGUUCAUAUGGAAAAGGAGGGUAUGACCAUUACAGUGUCCUUAGAAAAAGUGUUGUCAGUGUGCCAAAAUAUACCAAAUACAGUAUUUUGUCACUUUGAAGUCAAGCUUUGUAGUUUGGGUGUUUGGCUUGUUGUACGGUACCUUUAUGUCAAUCAACAUUACUAGUCUUAGAAACUCUUGGUGUGUCAGGCGUUUUUUGCACUCCUCGUUUUAAGCGUCCUUUUGUUAUUAAAUUUAGAUGAGUAAUGAUUGUCUCAUUUACAAAUUCAUACAUUUUCACUAGGAAAUCUCAGUAGACAAGUUAAUGAUAUUGUGUCAUUGUUCUAUAUCUAAGCUGUAUGUUUUUUGGAUUCUACCAUUGUCUUGUGAGUUGAAACAGUUCUGCCUCCAACCUUGGCGGUCACAGACAGCUCCCCUCUGCACUCUUUCUGAGUGCUUUCAGGGACUUUGUGUUUUGCACUACUAGUUUCUCUCCUCAAUAUUUCUAACACAUAAUGUAAUUCUCCCUUAAUAUUUCUGAACUCAGAUUAAGUCAGUCAUCGAUGUUUAUGAAUUUAGAUAAAGUCACUCUGCAACCUUUCAUUGGUGUAUCCCAUCCUCAUUUGUAAAAAUAAAAACACACAUACACACACACUCACACUCACACACACACACAAGGAAUAUCUUUUUUUAUAGAUAAAUGCAUCAUUGUAUUGUAAUGGUGAAACAAUCCAUUCAUACUCGUAGAAAACCAGUCCAGAUGGUGGUGAACUGGUCAAUCAAAAUGUAAAAUACAUCGCUGCUCAUCAAUCUUAUGGUAACGAUGUGUUUGUAGUCCUCAUCAGUUCACCUGUGCUGCAGCUGCCUUUGGUUUACACAAGUCACCCACCAUAUGGCUGUUUGCACAGUGUGUGUUUCACUGCAAUCCUCCAGAUGUUCUCCUUGUUGUGUCAAGAGGGAGGAUAUGUAAGGAUAGUUGUUAGCCAUUGAACUGUAGACCAUUGAACGUCAUUGUUGUUUGGUUGUUGUAAGUGACCGAUUAGGGUAUGUUUGCAUAGUCGUGCACAUUAUUUUUGUUUUUGUAAACACUAAUAUAUUUUAUUUGUUUAACAGCACAUAGAUAUUAAAGUUUAUUUUUGAGACCA
This is a messenger RNA of Alosa sapidissima (American shad), 4230 nucleotides long. RefSeq names its product NGFI-A-binding protein 1-like. Gene Ontology annotation, biological process: negative regulation of DNA-templated transcription. Bases 723 to 2249 code for a protein of 508 amino acids. The transcript has 9 exons. Gene Ontology annotation, molecular function: transcription factor binding; transcription coregulator activity. Lineage: Eukaryota; Metazoa; Chordata; Actinopteri; Clupeiformes; Clupeidae. The record is from RefSeq and is a predicted model, not a curated record. Gene Ontology annotation, cellular component: nucleus.